Malassezia globosa CBS 7966 is the source of this 1032-nucleotide messenger RNA. RefSeq lists its product as uncharacterized. The transcript has a single exon. The coding region runs from base 1 to 1032 and encodes 343 amino acids. The record is from RefSeq and is a predicted model, not a curated record. Lineage: Eukaryota; Fungi; Basidiomycota; Malasseziomycetes; Malasseziales; Malasseziaceae.
AUGUCUGCGAGCGGUGAGGAUGACAUGGGUGUUGAAGCAACCAAUACAGCCGACGGGACUUGUGACAUGGAUGUGCAGAAAGAUGCGACGACAGAAUCUGCCGAGGAGGACAUGGAUGACUUUGGUGAUUUCGAAGAAGGCGAUGCACCAAGUGCGACUUACGAGCGCGAAGCACAUGUUGACUCGAAUGUGACAAAGCACACGUCCACGAGUCAUGUAUCAUCGACGCUGAAACAGCUGCCAUUGGGUAUUGAUUCGAAUGAUAUCUCGAUGCGUGAGGCGAUUCGUGAGCUGCUGCCGCGCGAAUUCACAAACGUGCAUGCUUCCAUGUCCGAUGGCAGUGCAAGUGACGUUGUCGAAGAAGGAAUGCGUCAAGUGGAAGGACUAUCGCAAGUCCUUGUUUCUGAACAGAGUCGCUCCAUGUUUCGUGAACUUGAUUCCAAAGAUAUGCCUAGUGCGCCACUGGAUUGGCGCCGAUCACAUACCCGCCGCCAAUACUUGAUAUCCUUGGGCGUUCCGAUCAAUUUGGACGAGGUACUAGGAAAUGGCCCCACGAAAGAGGCCCUUCCACCACUUCAACUUAACCUUAUGACAUCAGAUCAUGAUUCAUCGUCCCUGUCGGUCCCUGCACGGCCAGGUGCGCCGAAAGUUUCAUCGAAAGAAAGUUGGGGCGAUCAUCGACGACGCCAGAUUGGUCUACAUGAGCCAUCUUUGCCAAUAGGCAGGAUCGAGAAACUUUUACAGCUGUCUGAAGAUGACAUCAAACUGCUGACGUUACCAGAACUUCGCGAACUCUUCCGCGAGAUGGAGUCUUUAUCGAAACGAAUGGGCGAUGCACUGCAAUACCAUCUAAUGAUCCGCGAAACUUUCUCCACAGAUAGUGAAGUCUAUCACGGAAUGAUCCGCGACCUUGUCGCUGGCGCAUCUAACAAAGUUGCAGCUCGCGCAAAGCAAGAGAAGCGUGGCUUCAUGGGCGGGCGAGGAUCCAAAAAUGAAGAUAUUUCGCGUCCUGGCACACCAGCGUCUCGAUAA